UUCAGGGUUAGCUCGCUCGGCUAGCAGCUUCACUCGGACGCUGUCCGCCUCACAACACAGACCCGAUCCUCGGCACGGAUUCCCGUCCUAGCAGGACCUUUUCACCGGCACCGCCUCCUCCUGAUACUCGGCUGUAGUUCCCGGCUCCUCCUUGUUCUCCGUCCUCCUGGUCCCGGUCCAGACCCGGUCGGCAAACCCGAAUCAUGUCGGCGGUGCAGAGGAUGAAAGUGGCGAACGAGCGGCACAGCAAGACCAUCACACAGCGGGGACACGUCCAGAAAACAUCGCGGCCAGUAAACGAGGAGAAGUCUCCGGUGGGUCCGUGGCUGCUGGCGCUCUUCGUCUUCGUGGUUUGUGGGUCAGCCAUCUUCCAGAUCAUCCAGAGCAUCAGGCAGGGCAUGUGAUGACCUUCAACCCCUGGAGCAGAGUCACAUGGGGGGGAGGGGGUGCACGUCGUCAUCAUGACCCGCCUACCGCACGCACACUCACAGACACACACAAACAGACACACACUUGUUCCUGUGGAGUUUAAAUCUGAGCUGUUUUUUCUUCCUACCUAACCCAACCCCUCUCUCUGUCUGCAGUAAAUCAGAUGUGUGUUGUUUUUUUUUUUACGUCCUUCACUGUCGAUGAAGCUGAUCAGAUAUUGGUUAUUGAUUGCUUGUCAGAUGAAGUCUUAACUCCCCCUCCUGUCGGUCUGACGCAGUCGUCCAGCUGCUUUUUACUCCCCCCGCCGGUUUGUCGCUGACGUUUGGCUGAAGCCGAUGUGUCUUUUUGAUUUAAAGGAGCCGCUGACUUUUUAUCUCAUCACCCACAGAUCCCGUAAACCGCUGCUGAGCCUGACUUUUAUUAAACCCGUCCGUAAGUUUCAGGUGGAUCUCCGCUCCGUGGACCCAGUUUGUGGUCGUUUACUGUGAAUUUCUCUUCUUUAUUAAAUACUCGGCUGAGUUUUAACGAACAAAUAAAGGCUGCUCGCUGCGAAAGAACAAAUAAAACACCUGCUGGAUUCAGGAUCCUCUCUCUGCCAGACGCACCCCCAUCAGCGUUAAGCUGCUGUGAGUAUUUCACAUUAAUGUUCAUGCACAGAAGUGAGAAGCUGGAGGAAACAGUUUUUUCUAGAUCAGUUAAAUAAUAACAUUUCUCUGCUGAAGUCAGUUAUACUAAUAUAAACCGAAGUCACAUUUUGGCUCAAAGGGUUUUAAAGUCGACACUCAAACGUUUAGAUAAAACUGAAAUAAUCAGGAGUGAAAAGAGGUAAAAAUCCAGGUGGGUGUUCUGCUCUCACUGAAGUUUUAUUUAAAGCUCCAAAGGGCUCCAAUGACUCGAUGUGCAGCUGUUUGAACAGACUGUCAUGUGGCUGGGAGUGAAAUGAUUUAAAUUAAAAUAUACAGAACAGCAGCAGUCAGUGAAUAAACAGCCGGGGUGUGAAAUGAAUAAAUGUUAAUUUAAUAAUAAUAAUGUAAAUGUUUUAAUGCAGGGUUCUGUUGGAUUUUCUUUGUGGACAGUUUACAACUUUCAGAACAAGACGUCUAAAGCAUAAAAUACAACGAUAAAAAACCUCAAAGACGAAUAAAUGGAGAAGUUCUCAGCUGAAAAAUAAACUUUCUUUCCUCUCUUUCUGUCGGCAGCAGCGGUGGUGUGAAGCUCAGGAUCUGUGUGUAAUGGAAUAAAAGCAGCAGUUUGUUGAAAAAUGUUUUCCAGAAAGGAUAAAAAAAAAAAAAAGAAGUGGUUUUUAAAUGAAUUAAAAUCGCCCCUCAGAUUAAAUCUGACGUCGUGGCUUCGGUCAAACUGCGGCUGCGUUGACUUGAGGAGACUGUGAGCUGCUGGUUUUUAAAGCAGCUGCUGGUUCAGGUUUUGGAAAGGUGAAGCGGUCAGAGAGGUGAAGAGCUCAGCGAGCCUCCUGCUGGACGACAUGCUCCGCUUUUAUACAAAAUAAAACCACAUAUUUUUCUCUACA
Messenger RNA from Micropterus salmoides (largemouth bass), 1957 nucleotides. Its product is annotated as stress-associated endoplasmic reticulum protein 1-like. Bases 204 to 404 code for a protein of 66 amino acids. Gene Ontology annotation, biological process: endoplasmic reticulum unfolded protein response. The record is from RefSeq and is a predicted model, not a curated record. Gene Ontology annotation, cellular component: endoplasmic reticulum. The transcript is spliced from 3 exons. NCBI's taxonomy places the organism in Eukaryota, Metazoa, Chordata, Actinopteri, Centrarchiformes, Centrarchidae.